Molecule: messenger RNA, 1752 nt
Organism: Helobdella robusta
Lineage: Eukaryota; Metazoa; Annelida; Clitellata; Rhynchobdellida; Glossiphoniidae
Exons: 2
Coding region: 1-1752 (583 amino acids)
Source: RefSeq, a predicted model, not a curated record
AUGGCUGACAUUAAUGACAUUAAAAACGACGUUGAGGAUAACAACAACAGCAACACAAACAACAAAUCAAACACCAUCUCCAACAACGACGACACCAACAACAACUCAAACAAUCCCACAAACAACAACAACACAAAGGACAGCGCAAACAACAACACAAACAAUCCCACAAACAACAACACAAGCAACAACAACACAAAGGACAGCGCAAACAACAACACAAACAACAACAUCAACAACAACAUCAACAUAAACAUGAAUCAAGCGUGGAUGGGCAGCCGCAGCAAAUCAACAACCUCAAUGACCUCGACCCAAAUGGAAAUUUUUACCCAAGUCAAGAGUCUAGCCAAUCAGGAUGCAAGAAAUAGAAUACAAAUGUUAGCAAAAAUGCUAUUGGUUGUCGCUUUACCAAUCCUUGCUCUUAUAAUUAUGACGUCAAUAAGUUUGAAUGAAGCGGUUGUCAGUCAGACUCAAUCAUUGAAGGCCGUUGAUGAAAUCAAAGAACUUGAAAAGCGUGGAACGUCAGUGUGGUACCUAACAAAUAUAGACACAGACACCUUGGAUCGUCUACUGAAAAUUUACAAAAAAGGAGAUGACGCACUGGAAUCGUAUCUAGAUAAUUCUUUCCUGAAACUAACUGUCGCCAAUCAACCGAUCCCUAGUAAAAAAUCGCUAUUCGAGUUGAUACAUUCUUAUCGUAAUAAUACGCUGAUGAUGGCUCUUAAGUACAAAAACUACUCGUGUAGUUUAGUCUCAGCUUACGUGCGUAACAACCUUACGGAUGUAGAUGGGUGUGUUGUAGAGAAUAGCAGAAACAAAACUUACAACGACAGCGAUGACUACCGAUAUUACAAGGAUGGUGCAGACGAUUUGCCUAACACAGGCAUUAAUAUUAAUAUGUCAGCUGAUACUAAAACUAUGAAUAUUUAUGAGGAUGGAGGGAAAAUUUUAAUGAAAAAUACAAGUUUAAAUAAAAACAAAGUGGAUUUAACUCAAGAAAGUGAAUUAUUCGCAAAAUUGUUCCUAAAUAAAUUAGGUCCUGAAAAUGUCGACACCUCUAUAAGGUUAAACACUUCUGACACUAACAUUGUUGUCACUACUACUGUCGUGACAUCAACAACGACGACAUUAACAAUAUUAAUGUCAUCAAAUAAUUUAACAGCAACAAAUUUGGAAGCUCCUGUUGAAACAGAUGUAACAGCGCCAACAACAAAAUCAUUGACAGAUGCAACAACAGCAGGACACCCUUCCACGUCAGCCAGCCAAAUAAACUCCACAAAGACGUCCAACGCAACAGAAAAAACACUAAACAAAAACACGGCAAGCGCUGAAACUCCAGCCAGCAGAAACAUUCUUGACGAGCAAACCAUCGAAUCGUACGCACAGUUCGACCGCUACACGGUCCUCAUCAUGUCUCUCAUCAACUACACGUCCACGAGAACGGAGCAGCUUUCGAAAACACUGAACAACGUAGCUAAAUACACAACAGCCUUCACCUCACUGCUUCUCGGAUCUGAUUUCGUCGGCCAGAUGAGAGCCUUGGGGACUAAAUUUUUUCAAUCCUGCCAUCUUUCGACGGAGUUUUUUGUGAGGUUCUGGAUAGCGAACGGAUCAGCUGGCCAGGGUUUACACGAGGUUUUUUUAAAUCAGCCUGACAGUAAGGUGUGGUUUGAUGAAAAGUUCGUUGGCAAACCAUUGCAGGCAAACUUAACAAGGCGAUUCGACGAUAUGUUACGUUGGUCUGACCCGUAA